Parnassius mnemosyne (clouded apollo) is the source of this 1446-nucleotide messenger RNA. NCBI's taxonomy places the organism in Eukaryota, Metazoa, Arthropoda, Insecta, Lepidoptera, Papilionidae. The record is from the annotation of a GenBank genome assembly.
AUGCUGCCAGCGCAGCAGCUGACGCCGAUCAGCCCAUGGCCACCAGACGCCAACCUUCUGGACCGCAUGGACGAUCUGGCGCACAAAGGUCACAGCGGUGUUAACCAGCUCGGCGGCGUGUUUGUAGGAGGCAGACCGCUGCCCGACUCCACGCGGCAGAAGAUCGUCGAGCUGGCGCACUCCGGCGCCCGACCCUGCGACAUCAGCCGCAUCCUGCAGGUCUCCAACGGCUGCGUUUCCAAGAUACUUGGCAGGUACUAUGAGACCGGCUCUAUCAGACCAAGGGCCAUCGGUGGGUCGAAGCCCAGGGUCGCGACUGCGGAGGUCGUGAGCAAGAUCGCUCAGUACAAACGUGAGUGUCCUUCGAUCUUCGCCUGGGAGAUUCGGGAUCGUCUACUCAGUGAAGGCGUAUGCACGUCGGAUAAUAUACCCAGUGUGUCUUCGAUUAACCGAGUUCUUCGCAACCUGGCGGCGCAAAAGGAGAAGUCUAGUAACCAACAGACUAACUCAGAUUGCUCCACUCCUGUAUACGAGCGUCUACGAUUGCUUGGGGCUCCUGGAUCGGCGCCCGCAUGGCCGAGGGCGCCUUGGCCAACGCAGAUCGACACUAGGACUCCACCCUAUCAAUUGCACAGCCUUAGUCCGGGUCCACAGACUAUUAGCUGCGGCUCGGAUAUACCUACGCUGAAGAAAGGUGAAGAAGCUCUAGAAGGCCUAGAGGGCUUGCACUCCGAUGAAACGGGCUCGGGAGACAAUUCAAACGCAGGCUCCAGUGGCGCGGACGACGACGCCGCGCGACUGCGGCUCAAACGAAAGCUGCAACGGAACCGCACUAGCUUCACUAAUGAGCAGAUCGACAGCCUAGAAAGAGAGUUCGAGCGAACCCACUACCCAGAUGUCUUCGCUCGGGAACGACUCGCAGCUAAGAUAGGUCUACCUGAAGCUCGGAUACAAGUGUGGUUCUCGAAUCGUCGCGCGAAGUGGCGGCGCGAGGAGAAGAUCCGGUCACAGCGACGCAGUCCCGAGUGCGCGUUCGCCGCACAGACGCACGCGCCCACGCAUCCGACGCACGCCACACAUCCGACGCAUCCGACGAAUCCCACACAUCCGACGCAUCCCGCGCAUCCGACGCAACCGCCGCACCCGACGUAUCAGCCGCCUCUCAAUGUUGAUACUUACAGCCCCUUCACGCCGAUGGGCUACGGAGGUGGGAUAUCGGAGGCGGCGCUGUGCGAGGGCGGCGAGGCGGAGCUGUGCAAAGGCGGCUUCGGCGGCUACCCGCGCUACGAGCUGGGCUACCGCGCGCCGCACGCCUACGUCAACCACAACUACCAGCACGAGCCCGCCUCGCCCACGCCAGAACUGGGCGGUCUUUUAGGGGCAGGCGUGUCCGUACCUUUAGCCGUGCCUGGGCAUGACGCACAGUACUGGUCGCGCCUGCAGUGA